Synchiropus splendidus (mandarinfish) is the source of this 438-nucleotide messenger RNA. Its product is annotated as histone H4. Bases 9 to 320 code for a protein of 103 amino acids. Gene Ontology annotation, cellular component: nucleosome. The transcript has a single exon. The record is from RefSeq and is a predicted model, not a curated record. Lineage: Eukaryota; Metazoa; Chordata; Actinopteri; Syngnathiformes; Callionymidae. Gene Ontology annotation, molecular function: protein heterodimerization activity; DNA binding; structural constituent of chromatin. Gene Ontology annotation, biological process: nucleosome assembly.
CUGCAAACAUGUCUGGCAGAGGCAAGGGCGGGAAAGGACUCGGAAAAGGAGGCGCCAAGCGUCACCGUAAGGUUCUUCGCGACAACAUCCAGGGCAUCACCAAGCCCGCUAUCCGCCGUCUGGCUCGCCGUGGUGGAGUCAAGCGGAUCUCUGGUCUGAUCUACGAGGAGACUCGCGGAGUGCUCAAGGUGUUCCUGGAGAACGUGAUCCGUGACGCCGUCACCUACACCGAGCACGCCAAGAGGAAGACCGUGACCGCCAUGGAUGUGGUCUAUGCGCUCAAGAGGCAGGGCCGCACUCUGUACGGCUUCGGCGGUUAAACCCAACUAGAUACACUCGAAACGCAAAGGCUCUUUUAAGAGCCGCCCACACCACCUGAAAAGCUUUAGCUUUGCACUGUGAUCGAGUCACGUCACCUCUCAUGCAUUGACAAUAUGU